UUGUGUCAAUCAUUUUUUUCCUCCCCCCCCAGUCAAGCUCCUCUCUCAAGUACAUCUUUCAAUCGCCAUAUUGGGUGCUGAGAAGGUUUGUUUGCUGUUUCUCCCACUACGGACGAAAUUGACAGAGCGGCUUCAGUUCCUGUGCACUUUGUUUUGAUGAUCCGCGGAGACAGCUUUGGGCUUCACGACACCGCGGCCGUUACCGUCUCCAGCUCGACGGGAAAAUGUCAGAUGUUCGACUAUCAAACGGGAGCCCGACGUUGGAGCGGACGGACUCCCGGGUCUCAGAUCACCCGAAACCGUCAGCCUGCAGAAGCCUCUUCGGCUCGGUGGACCACGAAGAGUUAAAGAGGGAUUUAAAGGGACAUUUGCGGGAGAUGGAAGAGGCUGCCACCGCCAAGUGGGGCUUCGACUUCGCCAAUCACACGCCGCUGGCCAACGGCAGACUCGAGUGGGAAUUAGUGGAUUGCAGAGACGUGCCGAAUUUCUACAACGGGCAGACGCGGAGGGAGAAGGGUGUCUGCUCUGCUGGGAUUAGCGUGGAUCUUAAUGGGAAUCAUAACUGUGUUGUGGUGGCUCCGAGCGAAGACAGCGACAGGUCUGACGGGCAGAUGGAGUGCACGGAGCAGUGCCCCGGGCUGAGGAAAAGACCUGCAUGUCACGAGCCCUCGGCCCAACAUAAGAGGUCACACACCAGCUCAGAUGAGGUUAGUUGUCCAAGCCUGAGCCACUCUGCAGAACGCACACCCAGAAAGACCAGUCCCAAGAGGCAAACGUGAGGACCAGAACACGAGCCGAAGAUGUAUUUCCCCUUUUUACGUGGGAAACCUCAGUGUUGGCCGAUUUUUAUUAUUUCUGGGGGUUUUUUUUUUUUUUUUUUUUUUUCUUUUUUUUUUCUGAAGAGGAACUACACAGCAUCAGAAACAUAUCAGCUCUCCUGAAGACGGGGGAGGACGCUGUUGAAGCACUGAAUAGAAACACUAAAGUUGUGGCACUCAAUUAAAAAGUUACUGCCUCUAAAAGCAGUUAAUGUAGCAGUGUGCAAUUAGGUUUGAUUUCCUUUUUUGCUCCUUUUUUACUACCUGUGUGUAAAUAAAUAUACAUAUUAUAUUAUAUUUCUCUCCAUAUGUAGCACAUAAGAAAAGCGUUAUGAUUUGAACACAAAUCCUUUUAUGUAAAAAGGUGUGAAUUUUGAUUUGACUUGAAGAAUUGCAGUGUAGUUUGAUACAUGUUUCCAAAAUGCUGUUCUGUUUCUUUGUUAUUUUAUUUUCCGAAAGGCAGUGUGACUUUGACAAAGUCCCUAAUUGCUACAUUUAAAACAAAAUCACGGUUUCUUAACAGUGUAUCUUCACUCCGUCAUCUUCCUAACUCAGCAGUGAAGAACGGUACAAAUGUAGCUCAUCUUUUAUUUUUCCUUCCUCUGGUCACUUCAGUGUCACCAAGUGCAGGUUCUCCAAGAUCAAGUUUCCCCAGGAAAUCAAUGCAGGAAAUAAAAAAUGUAAUAUUUCUGUUAGGACUUCCUUUACAUCACCCAAUAUUUAUUUUGUGAUAGGUGCCUUUAGCAUCAGUUGAAUCAUGGAAUAUGAUUUUUUUUUUUUUUUUUUUUUUUUUUUUUUUUUCUCAAGUUCUCCUGAACACCUCAGCCACAUUGUAUUGGUGUGUUUGAUUUUUUUUCUCUGGAGUUGUGAGGUACUCAGAUAUUGAAGGACAAUGAAGACCAUACAAAACUGCACAGGUUGUGUUGUAAAGUCAUCCUCUCUUUGACUAUCUUCCUUUUUGUUUCAUCAGCCUUAAUGCUCUUCAGAGAGGAUGUUUUCUGAAAAGGGUUGAAUGUCCUACAAUACCAAAUACAUGGUUGCUUCAGUAUGGUUGCCAGCACCACCUGUGCUCCUUAAUUGACUUCACAUCGUAUUACUUUGUGAUAACCUUGACUUAAAUUUCCAUGUAUGUUUGUGCUUUUUUUUCUUCUUUUUUUUUCACCAAUGUUGUUAGCCUGCUGAGGAUGCAGAUGUGAGCAUCUAAAAGCUUCCCUUUAUUUGUGUGUGGGUAAGUGUGUAAGUGUGGGUUAUAUUCAAAGAGACCAGUGUACACCUGGAUGGAGAGAGAAAAAGCUUGUCUCAUAAAUGCAGUCACCAUGCCUGUGUAUUUGUGUAAAUCUUUGCAAUGUACCUAUGUACAUAAUUUUGUAAAAACACUGAGAAAUUAUACUAACUUAUUUAUGUCAAGCUUUUUUUAAUGUAGAAUAAAAAAAUGGGGUUUUGAUUACAGUUAUCCAAAGUGGCAUUUACUUUAUUAUAAUUGUCUUAUUUUGUAAAAGCAUAUUUUUGGUAGUUUUUUUUUUUUUUUUUUUCUUAUAAGGUUGCAAACUGAGCCUGAUAAAAUAUUUGAUGUGCAUUUUGUAAUGUGUGGUUAUAAAAUGUGUUGCAAUCAAUUAAAAGAGAAAAUUAAAUCUC
This is a messenger RNA of Dicentrarchus labrax (European seabass), 2453 nucleotides long. It is a transcript of the gene cdkn1bb, whose product is annotated as cyclin-dependent kinase inhibitor 1Bb. Gene Ontology annotation, molecular function: protein-folding chaperone binding; cyclin-dependent protein serine/threonine kinase inhibitor activity. NCBI's taxonomy places the organism in Eukaryota, Metazoa, Chordata, Actinopteri, Moronidae. The record is from RefSeq and is a predicted model, not a curated record. The transcript is spliced from 4 exons. Gene Ontology annotation, cellular component: nucleus; cytoplasm. The coding region runs from base 225 to 779 and encodes 184 amino acids. Gene Ontology annotation, biological process: regulation of cell cycle; negative regulation of cell population proliferation; G1/S transition of mitotic cell cycle.